Neoarthrinium moseri is the source of this 1503-nucleotide messenger RNA. RefSeq lists its product as uncharacterized. The coding region runs from base 1 to 1503 and encodes 500 amino acids. Lineage: Eukaryota; Fungi; Ascomycota; Sordariomycetes; Amphisphaeriales; Apiosporaceae. The transcript has a single exon. Gene Ontology annotation, molecular function: aldehyde dehydrogenase (NAD+) activity. The record is from RefSeq and is a predicted model, not a curated record.
AUGGCGCCGCAUCGUGAAGAGGACCGCCACGCCUUCUACGCCGGCAAAAGCCAGCUGUCAGGCUCGGCUGGAACUUUUGAGACCAUUGAUCCCUCGACUGGUCAGUCGGCAGGCACUAUUCACAUUUCAUCCGCCGGCUCUAUUGACAAGGCUAUCCAGUCGGCACAGUCUGCGUUCCCUUCGUGGUCAGCAACGCCGCCAAUUGAGCGGACGCGCAUCCUGCAGCGCGCCGUGGCCCUCCUCAGGGAAAAGAAUGAUGAGUUGGCCAAGAUUGAGACUUUGGAUACGGGCAAGCCGUUCUCCGAGACCUCGACGGUUGAUAUAGUCACUGGCGCCGACGUUCUGGAAUAUUUUGCAAACCUCGUUUCCAGUGGUGGCCUCAAUGGCGAGUCUUUCCGCCUCCGGCCGACUGCCUGGGUCUACACCUCCAAGGAACCACUCGGUGUAUGCGCGGCUAUAGGGGCGUGGAACUACCCCAUACAGAUCGCUCUGUGGAAAUCCGCUCCCUGCCUGGCUGCGGGUAACUGCAUGGUCUACAAGCCGAGUGAGUUCACCCCGCUGCAUGCACAAUACCUGGCGAGUAUCUACAAAGAGGCCGGAGUGCCGGAUGGUGUGUUCAACGUUGUCUACGGCGCUGGCGACGUCGGUGCGCGCCUGACCAGUCACCCGGCCAUCGCAAAGGUCAGCUUCACCGGCCAGGUCAGCACGGGCAAGAAGGUUGCCGGCUCUGCUGCAGGCAGAAUGAAAUACGUCACCAUGGAACUGGGAGGGAAAAGCCCGCUCGUUGUGUUACCCGAUGCGGACGUUGAUCAGGCAGUCGACGGUGCCAUGUUGGCCAACUUCUUCAGCACCGGCCAGGUGUGCACGAACGGAACCCGUGUGUUUGUGCCUCGGUCAAUGAAGGCCGAAUUCGAGCGUAUCUUACUGGGGAAGAUACAAUACGUGCGGGCAGGGGACCUCCAUGACCCAGCAACAAAUUUUGGCCCUCUGAGCAGCAAGGCGCAUUACGAGAAGGUCCUCAGCUAUAUCAGACAUGGUGCCGAUGUUGACAAGGCCAAGAUGCUGUGUGGUGGUCCACGGCAACCUGCCAACCUUCCCCAAUCGUUGAAGCAAGGGUAUUGGGUCGAACCCACGGUAUUCACGGACUGCACGGAUGACAUGAAGAUUGUCAAGGAGGAAAUCUUCGGACCCGUCAUGUCCAUUCUGCCGUACGAUACGGUGGAAGAGGCAGUCAAGCGGGCCAACACCACUGAGCUCGGCCUGGCUGCCGGCGUAUUCGGGAAGGAUGUGAACGAAUGUCACCGCGUGGUUGGUCAGCUAGAAGCUGGAAUCACCUGGGUCAACACGUGGGGCGAGUCUCCGGCGGAGAUGGCCGUCGGUGGUUGGAAGCAAAGUGGCUUGGGAGUAGAGAACGGCAGACGUGGCCUGGAAGCGUGGGUGAGGAACAAGAGCACACUUGUCGAGAUGGGUGGCAGUGUACCUACGGUGUUUUCAAAGCUCUAA